Mercenaria mercenaria is the source of this 7047-nucleotide messenger RNA. Its product is annotated as double-strand-break repair protein rad21 homolog. The record is from RefSeq and is a predicted model, not a curated record. Gene Ontology annotation, molecular function: chromatin binding; protein binding. Lineage: Eukaryota; Metazoa; Mollusca; Bivalvia; Venerida; Veneridae. Gene Ontology annotation, biological process: synaptonemal complex assembly; replication-born double-strand break repair via sister chromatid exchange; mitotic sister chromatid cohesion. Bases 187 to 2169 code for a protein of 660 amino acids. The transcript has 13 exons. Gene Ontology annotation, cellular component: cohesin complex; synaptonemal complex.
AACUUAGUUAAUAUCGGAGCUAUUUUUCCUUUCGCAUGUUCAUUAUGCAAAUUGUUUGAGCGGGAAAGCGCUGAGACGCCAUUUUGAAAAGAGGAAUGUAAACAGAGGAAAUUUCGAAGCGAAUAUUUACAUAGAUCGUGGCAGAAAGCAAGUUUCCAGUACAGUUGAUAAUUAAGAGCAGUCACCAUGUUUUACGCACAUUUUGUGCUGACAAAGAAGGGCCCUCUUGCCAGGAUCUGGCUAGCAGCCCACUGGGACAAGAAGUUGACCAAGGCGCAUGUGUUUGAAACAAACAUUGACAGCAGUGUGGAAGCCAUUAUGAAGCCAAAGGUGAAGCUAGCCUUAAGAACAUCUGGUCAUCUUCUGCUUGGUGUGGUAAGGAUCUACUCUCGUAAAGCCAAAUACCUACUGGCAGAUUGUAAUGAAGCAUUUGUCAAGAUCAAGAUGGCUUUUAGGCCGGGUGUUGUGGAUCUGCCAGAGGAAAACAGAGAAGCUAAUGUAGCUGCCAUUACACUGCAAGAAAACUUCCAUGAUUUUGAUGCUCUUGAAGAUUUGCACGACAUUGAUAUGAGUGCACAGUUUUCAACCGUCAACCAGAGUCGCCCAGAAGAAAUUACGAUGAAAGAAGAUUUAACAACUAUAUCUUUCGUUGGGGAUGACAGUUUUGGCGAUGUUGGCUUUGACGAGCGAGAACUGUUACGAGAUGCUCACUUCGAUGAUACAUACCUGAAGAGCCCCAGACAAGACAUCAGCAUGCAACACAUAGAAAAAUCACACUCGAUGAUCGCUGAAACAUCUUCCGCACCAACAAUGGAUGUAGACCUGCCACCAUUGGAUGAUGGGUUUGGGGGAGGAGGUUUUAUGGAUAUAGGGAAUGAUGAUGACGAUGAUGAUAAUGAUGCUGACAGUUUCGGAGGUGGAGUCGAUCAGGAAUUCUUAGGAGAAGAUUUAAUCACAGGAGGUAACCUUUUUGAAGACACCCCAGCAGUACCACCUGAAAUACCAGUGACCACUCCAUUACCACAACAGAAAGAUGUUCCAGAGCAACAGCAAUUAGCAGCACCAUUAGAUUCCAUGAUGACUGCAACGCCGGUUCCUGGCACAUCAGGAGAGCAGACAACUCUUAUUACCAAUGAGAAUGAAGCCUUUGCUCUAGAACCAUUAGAUACUACACAUAUGCCAGGUGUUGAAAGAAAAAAGAGAAAGCGAAAGUUGAUUGUUGAUGAGCAGCAGGGUAUCCCUAGUGAGACCAUGAAGAUGCAGUUGUCUGAUACAUCUGAUAUUGUAACCACACUCGAUCUUGCUCCACCCACUAAAAAACUGAUGCAAUGGAAAGAGACUGGUGGCUUUGAGAAGUUAUUUGCUCUUCCAGGAUGUGCAAUAAGAUCAAGAAAUAUCCUAAAGAGCAUUAUAUGUCAGGAUAAGGUGGCGAUGUUUAAACGUAACAUGAAGACGCGGCCGAGCGAGGACUUUGAUGAGAAUGAAGAGAGAUUGGAACUGGAAGCGCCAGAAAUAUCACGAGAAGAAGACAGAUCUAUAACAGAAAAAUCGAAGGUUGGCAUGUCAACUAUACGGCCAGAAAUUAGCACCAUAAUGGAAGAAUCUUCAAUACUUGAAACCUCAAAACGAUCUCGCAGAAGUGAUGAAUCUAUCCCAGAACCACCAGCACCAAAGACACCCCGUCAUAGUUCAUCUGCUCAUGAACAACAACCAAAUGUUUCUGAUAUUUUCGGCCAGUCUGUAAUCGAACCACAAAUAGAUUUACCAGAGGUACCGAGUUUGAUACAGCCUCACUAUGAGGAUGAGGGUCCCCCAUCUAUAGCACCAUUCUCUGUAGGGCCGGCAUCAGUUGGACCACCUUCUGUCGGACCAAUAUCAUUUGGCGCUGAUGUUGAGGGCGGAGACCAGAUGCCAGAGGACGAGGAGCAAGAGGAACAAAGAUGGACAAAACGUACAGAACAAAUGCAGCAUACUCUAGAUCAGGGAUUCAGAUAUACCGAUGAACUCAGUUUUAAGGACAUGGCAAGAAAAUUGAAUCGCAAACAAGUCACAUCAAAGUUCUAUACAUUGUUAGUUUUGAAAAAGCAUAAAGUGGUAGAAGUGAAUCAGACUGAACCCUUCGGGGAUAUUCUAAUCGGUAAAGGACCAAAGUUUGGAAUGGCGUGCUAAGAACAGGGCAUUUUAGAUAGUCAAAAAGAGUGUGUUUUUAAAGAAAAUCUUAUGAUAGCAGCUCUUCCCAGAAAUGAUGUUUCUGCUACUAUGGAAGGGAUAUGUAGACGGUGCAAAGCUUACAGAGGUGUCUUCAAUACAUUAUAUUGCAAUGUGCAAUAUAUAUGUCGAUAAUCAGUGGAUGCAAAAAUGAAAUACUCUUAAUAAGUUGCAAAAUUCAAAAUAUUGGACUAACAAAAUGAAAUUUUACCCAUUUUGAAAUGUAAUUGUUGAUUAUAGGACCAUCUUCUGGCACUUCUAAUGAGUUUGUUAAAGAAAAGCACUGUAAAGGAACUUCUAAAUUUCAGAAAUACUUCCUUAAAGGUAUUAUUACAAAAAGCAGUUUGGAGUGGAAGGUGUUAGUUAAUACAGAUUGUAGCUUAAAUGGGAGUUUUUGCAUCUAUCAGAUCUCUGUUAUGAUUCGAAAAGGCAGCAGUUAUGUGUAUGUGUAUAAACAAAACCAUUUAUUGUGUUGUUUUUAAAGUAUGAUUGUUGUCAGUUAUUAAUGCUGUAUCUAAGAAUUGAUAAAGUGAGCAGCGCCAUGAGAAAACCAACAUAGUGGCUUUGUGACCAGCAUGGAUCCAGACCAGCAUGCGCAUCCGCGUAGUCUGGUCAGGAUCCAUGCUGUUCACUAGCGGUUUCUCUAAUUAUAAUAGGAUUUGAAAGCGAACAGCAUGGAUCCUGACCAGACUGCGCGGAUGCGCAGGCUGGUCUGGAUCCAUGCUGGUCGCAAACCCACUUAAUUUUCUCAUGGCACAGCUCAAAUGGCCUUGUGAAUCAGAUAAAUACAAUUCAUAUGGUACUUUGUGGAAGGCUUUGUGAAUUCAGUCUGGCUAUUCAGUGAUCUACUUUCUGAACUAUGUUCAGUAAUUGAAGCGAAUGAACAAAUUGUUUAUGACAUAAUUCUAUCCAUGAUUGAACAUUAAACAGAAAAUUGCUUUACAUUGAAUGUUUCAUCUAUCAUUAAAUGUUGAAAAGGGGCUUUAUAUUGAAUUGUUAAUGCAUAAUGAAAUGUCUCAAGGCCCAAUAACAUUGAAUUUAUAGUAUUGUUAAUAUCAUAUUUCUGUCUACAAUCAAAUGUUGAAAAUUGAUUUACUAUGAACUGAAAGCAGCUUUUAAUUCAGGUUCAGUGAAUUCUAUCAAUUUCUGUAAAAUUCAUUUAUUCAACUUUGAAAUUGGGAGCAAGAAGCCAGUUGAUAGUUUUUGCUGCUUUCAUAUUGUAAAAUUACUUGAUGAUCGUUUUUGAAAAAAAAAAAAAUUAAAAAAGCUUCCUGAAUACAUUUGACCAAGAACAGGUGGCUUGAAACAAUUUUAUGUAGCCUUUUGACACAGGUGUCUUGAUAAACUAUCCUAAAUUUAGAUUAUGUAACACUGUUUUAUAUCAUACUUUUGCAUUUUAUACCGUCAUUUUAAUUAUACAAAUUAAAUUUUUAGACAAGGACUUAAAAUGACUGUGAUCUUUUUGUAUGAAAAACUGGGAAAUGUUUUUAAAUGUAGAUUUGAUUUGAUUUUAAAAUUGUACCUCACACAGUUACUUCAAAUGAUUGUUAAAUAGGUUUCAAGACAUGUGAAAGGCGUAAAUAGAAAUUAUGAGAUCUAUUUUUUUAUGCUGCCAUGUCACUGAGUUGGACUAAGUUAGUUGUUCUUUAUACAAUAUAGAAGUUACAGUUUAUGUACCAAAUUAAAGUUUGCAAAAUGAUUUUAUCCCAAGGACUUGAUGUAUUUCUAAUAUUUUUGUAAAACAAUAGCAGUUUGUUCUUUAUUUCAUUGACAAAAUACCGGUACCUACUUGUAAGCCUUUAGAGAAGACACAAAUUUUGGUAUUUGCAACAUCUCACUGAUGCCAGUGGUAAAUAGAAGGAAAAUUUGGGGGGGGAAAAUUUAGUUUAUAAGCCGGAAAAAAAAAAAUUUAGUUUAUAAGCCUAUAACACUUUAAUGCCAAAAGGUGCAUAGAUUUCAAGUAUCUUGUCAAUUUGUAUAUGCCUUUAAUAGGUACAUUAUUUAUUUUCCAGAAAAAGAUAUCGCAAUUCAUGCACAUCUAAUAAAAAAUUAGAAAUUCAUUUAAGUUUGUUGGGGGAAGACUGUUUUGUGAACAUUUGACUUUGGCAUAUAAAUGUACAUGUAUACAUGAAUGGUGCAUUAAAUGUAACUGCUCAAUGGCUAGGAACAUCUGAUAACCAGUAGGUUGAUAGAACAAGCUUUGUUAAGUUAGAGCUGAUCAGUUAAAUACCAUACAUUCCUGCCAUUUUAAUGGUCUUCCAGUAAGAAAAAAAAAAUCAUAAAGUAUGAUCUUCCCCUGAAGUGUUUGACAUGCAUACUUCUGAAUGUUGACUGUUUUGGUAAGAAAGAAAGGAGCCGUUUGUUUCCACCUCUAAUUUAUUACCAAUACUAGGUUUGUAUUUGUGUGGAAAUAAAUGGGGGACAUGUACAGCCACUUGAUUUUAAAACCACCUCAAUUUAUUUUUCAUGGUUUUCUAAGAAAAACACUAAUGAGCUGGCAGAUCCAUACCAGCUUCUGCUUAAUUUAGAAAUUCCUGCCUGAUGUAAUGUGUUCAUUAAAUAACUAUUUUAAAACUAUUCCUUAAGUAUUUUGCUCUUUGAACUAAAUCGGGUAAUAUUUGAGUAUUUCUAUAAAAUCCAGGUCGUGUUGACUAUCAUAAUAACUUGAGUAUUUAUCCUUUUUUUUCAACCAAAGUAUAAGCCUUAACUUAGUUAAAAAAUUGAGAAAGUUAUUGGUGGUGCUCUAAUAAUGAGGACACAUUUUUCUGAAUUCAUCUGAACUGCAGUGUGUAUCUGGAUUACAUCUAGUUAAUGUCAGACGAUCAGCCAUUUUAACCAGUGUCUCAAGAGUUAUGACCCUUGAAUUGGUCAAAAUGACCAUGUCUGCUGGAUAAUUAGGAUGACUGGUUUGAUCUUGACCAAACUUAAACUUUAUUGAUGCCAGUGAUGUCCCUUUGAUUUUGAGAUAGUUCUUUUUGCCCAUGAUUCUUAAUAUGUGAAGGGCAUGCAUAGUAAUAGCAGUAAUCACUUAGCACUCUGGUUUGAAAUAUGCAUCUUGAAUUCUUGAGAUAUAUUUUAUACAUGCAUUGAAGCAAGGCCAGCUCGAGAGUCCAGACUAAUUCCAGCAAUUUGUGAGGUCCUUACCUGUUUCUCUAAUAUUUUCUGUAAUUUGAUGGCUUGAAACCAUGGUUAACAGGGGCAUUCUACUCAUCUUGUGACCUCAAGCAAUGGAUGAAUUGUUGGAAAUGUUCUGUUAAUUAAUAAAUGAACGUGUAUAUGAUUUUUUUACAGGUGUGAGUAUGAUUAAAAAGAAAUGUUACUUGACUUAAUACUUAUGUACAUCACCUUUGUUUAAAGUAUAGAAGGCAUUUUCUGUAUACUGUAUUUCGCACAUUAUCAGGAGUUUGAACUGAAAUGUUGGCUCAUUUCUUAGAAAUUACUGUUGAAUUGUGAAUUCAAAUAGAAAUAAAAGUUAAAAAACUGGAAAAUAUUUAGUAAACUGUUUAAAUUAGAAAUCUAAAAUUUCUCAUUUUGAUGGUUCUAGGUUACAUUUACAGUAUAGACUAAUAACCAUAGAAAUAUCCAAGUGUGUUUGUUUGUGUCUUUUUCUGUUUACUGGUCUUGUUUUGGAAAGUAUUUGAUUCUAAAAUGUGGUGAUAGCCAUCUAGUUCCCUUGAGGUGGAAAUUAUGUUUUGACCUAUAAGAACAGGAGAGGUCACUAAAAGCUGAUUGGCUGUCUUGUGUGAAUUAUUUCAUUAAACCAAAGAUAUUGCCAAGUAGUAAAUGUAACAGCCUUUUUGUUGUAAGUUUUUAAUUUAUGUUCUUCAGAGUCAAGGAAAAUUCUGCUAUAUAUUUUCAGUGUUUUGUAGUCAUAGAAAGAUUUUUGUUUCUGGCAUGUUACUUCCAGACUGGGAAGAUCUUUGUCUUAAAUUAUUUAAUCACUAGUAUAUAAGUGCUUUUACAAGGUUGGCCCCCAUGUGUUCUUUACUACUUCAGUUUUGGUGAUAUUCACAGUGGAUUUUAUUUUUGCUAACAUUUGCAAAUAAUGUGACUCGCGUAUAUUGUCCUAAAAUACAAUCGCUUAACUUCCGCAAGUUCUUAACAUGCAAAUGUGGCUACCAAUCUUGAAGUUGCUUUUUAAAGUCUUGCUAAACCCGCCUAAUCUACAGUACUUUACUCCUCUGAAGUAUACAUCUUGUUCCUGUUUUUGUACACCAAAUUAUCCUUGAAAGUGUUUUGUAUACAUUUUUUGACACCUGUACCUUACUCUUCUGUAUAAACGCUGUCACCUUUGUUGGCACAAGUCAUAAAAUUCAUUCAUUAACCCUUAGCCUGCUGGCGGCAAGUGUUUCUGCCUUUGCGACCAGUGCAGACCAUGAUCACAAUCCAUGCAGUCUGAUCAUGAUCUGCACUGUUCGCCAUUCAGUCAGUAUCUUUUUGGGAAACCCCCUGUUUAACAGUAAAUGGUACUGUUCAAAUUGAAAUAUGGACAAGUUCAUUAAAGAAAUUUUGCAGGGUAAUGGUUAAAAGUUUGAUAGGUAUAAUAUUAAUGGUAAUGAUUACCUAUGUGUGCUCAUGGCGUGAAAGUGUUUUGUGCCAUAGAAAUUUAAUUGUGCAUCGUCAUAUAUGUAAUUAUCUUGAUGUCUAUCCAUACAAAUAUGAGUAUUCCUUAAACUGAAAUGAUUGCCUCUUUUAUAAUCGGAUACUUCCCGAUACAGGGAUAUCAAACCUCUGUGUUCAAAUUUCAUCUCUUGUGUAUCAUGUGUAAUAUAGAACAUUUAUCAUUAUUCUAUGAAAAUCAUUUCCUUUAUAAAUAAAUAAAGUUAUGUAAUUUUGUCA